Molecule: messenger RNA, 9252 nt
Organism: Chelonia mydas (Green sea turtle)
Lineage: Eukaryota; Metazoa; Chordata; Testudines; Cheloniidae
Gene: SLC36A4
Product: solute carrier family 36 member 4
Exons: 11
Coding region: 82-1569 (495 amino acids)
Biological process (GO): L-alanine transport; amino acid transmembrane transport
Cellular component (GO): vacuolar membrane
Molecular function (GO): L-proline transmembrane transporter activity; L-alanine transmembrane transporter activity
Source: RefSeq, a predicted model, not a curated record
GGACAGGUGGCGCAUGCGCACUGCCUCCCUGUGCCGGCCGGCUCCACAUUGAGGCAGGGCGAGCGGAGGGACCAUUGAAAGAUGGAAGCGGCGGCUAGAGAAGAGCUAGACAUGGAAGUGAUGAAGCCUUUAAUUGGAGAACAGAAUUCGGACAGCAUCUCUGAUGAUGAGCAUGAAAAUGAAUUGUUGCCAGUUGAGAAGCAUUACCAACUUGAUAAUCAAGAAGGCAUCACGUUUGUGCAAACACUUACUCAUCUCCUUAAAGGAAACAUUGGAACUGGGCUUCUAGGGCUUCCACUUGCGAUAAAAAAUGCAGGCAUUGUGCUUGGACCAAUCAGCCUUGUGCUUAUAGGAAUUAUAUCUGUUCAUUGUAUGCACAUCUUGGUACGAUGCAGCCACCAUCUGUGUCAGAGAUUGAAAACGACCUCAUUAGGGUACAGUGACACAGUUAGUUACGCCAUGGAAGUAGGGCCCCUAAACAUCCUUCAAAAAAGAGCUUCCUGGGGAAGGUGUAUCGUUGACUUUUUUCUUGUGAUUACACAGCUGGGAUUUUGCAGCGUUUAUGUUGUGUUCUUAGCAGAAAAUGUGAAACAAGUCCAUGAAGGAUUUUUGGAGAACAGGAUUGUACCGAUGAAUGACACUAGUACCAGUGGUCCCUCUGAGAAAAGGAGUGUUGAUUUACGAAUAUACAUGCUGUGUUUUCUGCCAUUUAUUAUCCUUCUGGUCUUCAUUCGUGACCUUAAGAGCCUGUCUGUGCUUUCGUUCCUUGCCAAUCUUUCCAUGGCUGUCAGCCUGGUAAUUAUUUACCAGUACAUCGUUCGAGAUAUAUCUGAUCCUCGAAAACUUCCCCCUGUGGCUGGUUGGAAGAAAUAUCCACUUUUUUUUGGUACUGCCAUAUUUGCUUUUGAAGGCAUUGGUGUGGUGCUCCCUCUGGAAAAUAGAAUGAAAGAAACCCAACGUUUCACACAGGCACUGAACAUUGGCAUGGGAAUUGUUAUGUCCUUGUAUAUCACUCUAUCCACUCUAGGAUACCUGCGCUUUGGGGAUGAAAUCAAAGGCAGCAUAACUUUAAACCUGCCACAAGAAGUAUGGUUGUAUCAAUCCGUGAAAAUUCUGUAUUCCUUUGGGAUUUUUGUGACCUAUUCAAUUCAGUACUACGUUCCAGCAGAGAUCAUCAUUCCAGCAAUUACCUCGAAAGUGCAGCAAAAAUGGAAGCUGUUCUGUGAAUUUAUGGUCAGGAUACUCUUGGUCUGCUCGACCUGUGCUGUAGCAGUCUUGAUCCCUCACCUAGACCUGGUGAUUUCUUUUGUUGGCGCCGUAAGCAGCAGCACUUUGGCAUUGAUCCUGCCACCUUUGGUUGAAAUCCUCACAUUUUACAAGGAAAACUUAAGUGUGUGGAUGAUACUUAAAGACAUCUGUAUAGCUGUUAUUGGAGUCGUUGGCUUUAUAACAGGGACAUAUGUGACAGUUGAAGAGAUCAUUUAUCCUGCUGUGACAGUCUUAGUUAACACUACAGAGAGCCCCUUUGAAGAUUUGAACACUAUGCACUUGGUGACUGGUUUCAAUUAAUGGUGAGAGAACCAAGAAUCAGUUUGUUCCUGGGUGUGGGUUCUGAUUAGGAGCAAAAGAUCAUGAUAGAGCCUGUACUCGGCGGUAUGGGCCAUAUUCAAAUGAACUGAACAAAUAAAUUCUGAACAAUAACACACCUCUUUCCUCCUCUUCCUCCUUUGCCCAUUCUGUAACUCCUUCAGACCAGAUCUCUGUGUUAAGUCUCUCAAGCCUCCUCUGCUCUAUCUAGAGAAGGAAAGGAUUGUUUAGGUGUCAGGGUGGGAAAUAUUUAUAUAUGAAUUGCAUGUGCAACCAAAUAUCAUUCGUCAGAAAAUCAAAAUGCCUACUCAAAAGGGUGAAAUCCACCCCACGCAUCUCAGCACCAACAUGAUGCCUAUGCACCACUUACAUCUCAUUUAAGCCCUGUUUAAGGGGCUGAGGUGGGAUUUAAGUAGUGUGUAGAUCUUCUGCUGGCUCUCAGUGAAGGGGUGAAUUUAUCCCCAGUGGAUAAUAGUUACAAUAUAUAUAGCUUGGAUUGUUAGUAAUGUUUCUAGGGACCUGUAGACUUACUAUCUGGAAGUGUUUCCUUUCAACAACUAUAGGUUCUUCGCUCUGAUUAAUGGGCGUUAGUAUGUCUUAAAUCAAUGUGGUUUUGAAAAAUUACUAUGACUGUUCUUGCAGUCUUUUCACACUGGCAUCAAUGGAGUUCUGAAGACCUAAGGCCUUCAGGGUCAAGGACUUAAUGCUUAGCGCGUGUACUGCAGACCACCAGUGUCAGUCAGUUUAUGUGCCAUUAGGCACAAGGUCACUUUUUUGUGCAAUCCAGAUCAAUAACAAGCAUUUUAGUUGAAGUAUGUAAACGAUACCAAGUUCCUUCAGGAAAGUCCUCCAUCCCUAUCCCAACUAUGUGGAACAGCUUGCAGGAUCAAGGCCUUAGUUUUGACAGGGUAUGCUACUUCCAGUCAUAGAACAAGUAAUUUUUAAAACCUGGUGUUUUAUGGCCUUUGGGCUUUGUAUGUGGUGUCACAGAAUGUCAUCAUGUAUCAGAAAAAAUGUACUCUGUAAUGAUGCAGAAGUAGAUAACAAGAUAACAUCCAAGUUCACAAAUAAUGAUGUAAGUAAUUUAUUCUGAUAUAUUUUUGGUAACUGCUGUCCUAAAAAACUAAACAAAACACUUUUGAGAAUCUAUCCUUAACUGCAACUGUACAAAUACAUGAAAUGCUGUAUUUUUCUACCUAUUCCUAAAAGAUUAGAGUGACUGUCUAUAUUUGUAUUGUAGCAGCAUAUACAAUGGAGUAAUUAUUUUUGCAUUAUGUUCUGCAUUCAUUAGUAUUUAACGUUCACAUUACUGUAUUUUGGUUCUCCCCAACCACCAUUUUUGGUAAGUAAAAAGAGUAUCCAGGAAAGCUGGUAACUGUGGGGGAAAGUCAUCCUUUUGCUCCAGGCCAGUGCACCACUUAAUCCUUCAUAUUAGAAAGCUCUAUUUUGAGGGCUUGUAUUGGGCUUUCUGGACCCCCUCUAUUGAAUUUCACUCUGAAUGCCCAAACCAAAUUGUUGUUAUUUUAAUUGAAAAAACUCUCGAUUUUUUUUAAAAGAGUUUAUCAAACUUUCUUCUUAUAAAAAUGGUUUUCUAAAGAAUAUAUUUAAUUAUAACAUUUCUUGAGGAAAUAAAACCUCUCCCCUCAUGUCCAUGCACAUUUAAGACAGAGCAAUAGCUAAUAUAUUUCUUGCCUUCAGAAUAUUUCCCCAGUCACCUACCAUAUGGCAUCAGCAUUAUAGGCUUUCAUGUCCAUUUUAUAAGUGUUUCCAAUAGGGAUUCAGUAUAGUAGCAUAUGGUGUGAACUGCAUGUAGUUUUUCAAACAAUUGUUCUAAGCAGCGCUCUCAUUUUCAUUUCAGCAUGGACAAAAUUAAACAAAUACUUGGCAGGCACUUUAAAGGAAUGCAGAUGUAACGGUAUGUUACUAACAUACCCAGCACCUGUAAUAUUAAGGUGCCACCAAGGACCAUACAAGGGCAGUGACUGGACAGGCAAAAAGUAACUUUAACUUUUCAGAGUCAAGUAUUUAAGCCUUUAAGCUAUUUCUAAAGGAGUGUAGUGGGGUGGUUACCCCGCCCUGGCCUUGAAGGGGUUUAAGCAGCCCUGGAGAGGGCUGCAGGAGGAAGAGGAGUGAGAACAGCUGGAGGAAGCUGAGUGAGUAGCUGUCCACAGCUGUGGCCAGCUUAAUUAGGGCCCAACUGGCCCUUAUAAAAGGGCAGUGGACCAGAAGCCACAGAGGACUCUCCCUAUAGCUGUUGAGGGAGAAGGGCCUGGCUGCCUAGAAGCUAAGCAGGGUACCUAGACUGAAGAAGGGCUGGGGGAAGGCCAGAGGAGCUGGGGAGCUCCAGCCUGGAAACCCCAUCACCCCGGCUGCAGGCCUUGUUAAAGGCCAAGAAGGGUAGUGGGGUUGCAGAGGGUGGCCCAGGGGUAGGCAAAGGCAGCAGGUCCAAACCCCCCUUGCCGGUGAUGAGUGGCACUUACACUGCAGUCUGCCCCAGGGAUCGGGGGCUAGUUGAUGACUGGCAGUGGCCAUAGACUGAGGUGAGGUGGGGAUAGAGGGUGGGGGUUCCCUGGGGAGGGGAGACCCAGAUUUGUGGGGGUACUGCCAGGGGGAAGCAUCCUGGCCUGAAAGGGGCACUGGGGUCCAGGAGGGAUUCAGGCCCAGUGGCAAGCGGGACACUGGCCUGCAGAGGGCGCUCUGGAGGCUGGAAACACUAAUUCCCUGGACGACCACCAGGAGGUGCUGCAGGGGUGAGUCCUGCCCCAUCACGAGGAGAUAUUGCAGCCAAGUUUUUCAAUAUAUGUUUGGUGACGAAACCUGUUUACAAAAAAGGUACACUAGACAGUAGCAUCAAAACACAUUUUUUAUUUAUUUUUUGCUGUGAGAUUUAUUUUAAUUGAUCCUGAACAUUUUCUACAUAUAUUUUUAAUACGACUGGUAAACAUAACUUAGAUUUCUCUAUUAUUGUUUUGGCAGCUCUUUCUAUUUGUGUGUGUAUUUAGAAGAUGCAUAAUUGCCAAAUCCUUUCAUAUCAUCUGUUCUCAGUCUGCUGCAUUAUAGCAAAGUCCUCUGAGAUUGUGCUUCUGCCAACAUGCUGAAGGAUUUGGACCAGAAAUAUUUGGCCAGUGCAGAACAUGGUGGUAAUCUUUGGCUAGUACAGGUCGAUGUGCACCUGAUGCUAUUUACCAAAGCCAAGGCUAACAAAGGUGGGUGCCUAAAGAGAGGCUCCCACAUCCUUAUUUAAGUCCCUGAAGAUGUGACCUGAUUUUGAAAAGCACCCAGGAGUACUCCCUAAAGUGAAUGCAGGUCAGACUUUUUGAAAAUCAAACCACAUACUUAGGUGCCUAAAUAAGGACUUAGAAGCUUAGCUUUAGGCCCCCAGCUUUGGAAAUCUUGACCCAAGUGUGAACCCGUACAGAUCUCACCAUAAAGCCUGCCCAUGGCACAUCCCAUCAGUCCUAAUGGUGUCAUUCAGCAGUCUCUCACUCAGACUCCUUGCCACUGACCCCAUGAGUAUGAAGUAGCUUUUUUUAGUCUCUAGGUCAGUACUGCUGUCUAAUGGGUGGUAUUUAAUUUAAAUUAAUGUGUCACUUAAGAGAUUUUUAAAUUGUUUAUUAAUAUAUUUAAAGGCUUUCCACUAUACCAUUUUUAUUUUUCACCUACAGUGUAGGAUUUUUAUUAUUUCAGCACUCACAUAUUAGGUUUGUUUGGCCUGCUCAGUCAUUUUUAAAAAAAAAGUCUGUGGUCUCAGGACCAUGUUGUGCUCAAUAAAACUAUUGAGAGAUCAUCAACUCCAAAUAUGACCAAAUCAAAGACUAAAAGGGACCUUGAGAGGUUAUCUACUCCAGUCCCCUGCACUCAUGGCAGGACUAAGUUUUAUCUAGACCAUUCCUGACCAGGUGUUUGUCAAACCUGCUCUAAAAAAUCUCCAAUGAUGGAGAUUCCACAAUCUCCAUAGGCAAUUUAUUCCAGUGCUUAACUAUCCUGACAGUUAGGAAGCUUUUCCUAAUGUCGAACCUAAACCUCCCUUGCUGCAAUUUAAGCUCAUUGCUUCUUGUCCUAUCCUCAGAGGCUAAGAAAUUUUUCUUCUCCCUCCUUCUUUUAACAUCCUUUUACGUACUUGAAAACAGUUAUGUCUCCUCUCAGUCUCCUCUUUUCAGACUAAACAAACCCAAUUUUUUCAAUCUUCCCACAUAGGUCAUGUUUUCUAGACCUUUAAUCAUUUUUGUCCCUCUUCUCUGGACUCUCCAAUUUGUCCACAUCCUUCCUGAAAUGUGGCUCCCAGAACUGGACACGAUACUCCAAUUGAGCCAAAUUAGUGCAGAGUAGAACAGAAGAAUUACUUCUCGUAUCUUGCUAACAACACUGCUGCUAACACAUCCCAGAAUGAUUUUCACUUUUUUUGCAAUAGCGUUACACUGACUCAUAUUUAGCUUGUGGUCCACUAUGACUCCCAGAUUCCUUUCUGUAGCACUCCUUCCUAGACAGUCAUUUACCAUUUCGUAUGUGUGCAACUGAUUGCUCCUUCCUAAAUGGAGUACUUUGCAUUUGUCCUUAUUGAAUUUCAUCCUGUUUACUUCAGACCACUUCUCCAGUUUGUCCAGAUCAUUUUGAAUUUUAAUCCUAUCCUCCAAAGCACUUGCAGCCCCUCCCAGCUUGGUAUGAUCCGCAAACUUUAUAAGUAUACUCUCUAUGCCAUUACCUAAAUCAUUGAUGAAGAUAUUAAAUAGAUAGGGACCCCACUCAUUAUGUCCUUCCAGCAUGACUGUGAACCACUGAUAACUACUCUCUGGGAAUGAUUUUGCAACCAGUUUUGCACCUACCUUAUAGUAGCUCCAUCUAGGUUUGCAUUUCCCUAGUUUGUUUAUGAGAAGGUCAUUCAAGACAGUAUCAAAAGCUUUACUAAAGUCAAGCUAUACCAUGUCUACCACUUCCCCCCCCCCCCCGCCCCCAUCCACAAGGCUUGUUACCCUAUCAAAGAAAGCUAUCAGAUUUGUUUGACAUGCUUUGUUCUUGACAAAUCUAUGGUGACUACUACUUAUCACCUUAUUAUCUUCUAGAUGUUUGCAAAUUGGUUGCUUAAUUAUUUGCUCCAUUAUCUUUCUGGGUACAGAAGUUAAGCUGACUGGUCUGUAAAUCUCUGGGUUGUCCUUAUUUCCCUUUUUAUAGAUGGGCACCAUAUUUGCCCUUUUCCAGUCUUCCCAUCUUCCAUGAUUUUUCAAGGAUAAUUGCUAAUGGCUUAGAUAUCUCCUCAGUCAGCUCCUUGGGUAUUCUAGGAUGCAUGUCAUCAGGCCCUGGUGACCUGAAGACAUCUAAUUUGUCCAAGUAAUUUUUAACUUGUUCUUUCCCUAUUUUAACCUCUUCUGAUACUACCUCAUUUUCCCUGGUAUUCACUAUGUUUGACGCCCAAUCACCACCAACCUUCUUGGUGAAAACUGAAACAAAGAAGUCAUUAAGCAUCUCUGCCAUUUACACAUUUUCUGUUAUUUUCCCCCAUCAUUAAGUAAUGGGCCUACCCUGUCCGUGGUCUUCCUCUUGCUUCUAAUGUAUUGGUAGAAUGUUUUCUUCUUACCUUUUACGUCUCUAGCUAGUUUGAUCUCAUUUUGUGCUUUGGCCUUUCUAAUUUUGUCCCUACAUACUUGUGGUGUUUGUUUAUAUUCAUCCUCUGUGAUUUGACCUAGUUUCCACUUUUUGUAGGACUUUUUUUUUUUUUAGUUUCAGAUAAUUGAAGAUCUUCUGGUUAAGCCAGGGUGGUCUCUUGCCAUACUUCCUAUCUUUCCUAUGCAGUGGGAUCGUUUGCUCUCGUGCCCUUAAUAAUGUCUCUUUGAAAAACUGCCAACUGUCUUCAAUUGUUUUUCCCCUUAGACUUGCUUCCCAUGGGAUCUUACCUACAAACUCCCUGAGUUUGCUAAAGUCUGUCUUGAAAUCCAUUGUCUUUAUUUUGUUGUUCUCUCUCCUCCCAUUCCUUAGAAUCAUGAACUCUUAUCAUUUCAUUAUCACUUUCACCCAAGCUGCAUUCCACUUUCAAAAUCUCAGCCAGUUCCUCCCUAUUUGUCAAAAUCAAAUCUAGAACAGCCUCUCCAUUAGUAGCUUUCUCCACCUACUGAAAUAAAAAAUUGUCUCCAAUAAAUUCCAAGAAUUUAUUGGAAAAUCUGUACCUGCUGUAUUGUUUCCCCAACAGAUUUCUGAGUAGCUGAAUCCCUCAUCACCAUCAAGCCCUGUGCUUUGAAUGAUGGUGAUAGUUGUUUAAAAGAAGUCUCACCUACCUCUUCUUCCUGGUUAGGUGGUCUAUAGUAGACCCCCUACCAGGACAUCACCCUUAUUUUAUGCCCCUUUUAUCCUUACUCAGAGACUUUCAACAAGUCUGUCUCCUAUUUCCAUCUCAAUCUCACUCCAAGUGUAUACAUCUUUCAUAUAUAAGGCAACACCUCCUCCCUUUUUUUUUUUAAUCCUAGAAUAUCAGAGUUCGAAGGGACCUCAGGAGGUCAUCUAGUCCAACCCCCUGCUCAAAGCAGGACCAGUCCCCAACUAAAUCAUCCCAGCCAGGGCUUUGUCAAGCCGGGCCUUAAAAACCUCUAAGGAUGGAGAUUCCGCCACCUCCCUAGGUAACACAUUCCGGUGCUUCACCACCCUCACCACCCUAGGAAAUAGUGUUUCCUAAUAUCCAACCUAAACCUCCUCCACUGCAACUUGAGACCAUUGCUCCUUGUUCUGUCACCUGCCACCACUGAGAACAGCCUAGCUCCAUCCUUUUUUUUUCUACUCCCCGCCCCCCAGCUUGUCCAUCCUGAGCAAGCUGAGCCCUUCUGUAACAAUAUUCCAGUCAUAUGUAUUAUCCCACCAAGUCUCUGUGAUGCCAACUAUGUCAUAGUUGUGUUUGUUUACUAGCAUUUUGAGUUCUUCCUUCUUCUUCCCCAUACUUCUCGCAUUAGUAUAUAAACAUCUAAGAUACUCAUUUGAUUCCCCACCCCCCAGUUCUGUCUUCUCUCCUUUAUCCCUGCUAUAAUAGCCCAUGCUUCCCCCAAAUUCCAAACCUUCUCCCAGUCUCCAUGUUCUUGACUUACGUCUGGGUUUUGGUCACCUGCCCCCUUCAAACCUAGUUUAAAGCCCUCCUCACUAGGUUAGCCAGUCAGUAUCCAAAUAUGCUCUUCCCCUUCCUCGAUAGGGGGACCCCAUCUCUGCGUACGUUCCAAGGAAACAUUGCCAAAGAUUUUAAAUGAUAGGAAAUCUGACAAACUCCUUUUUUUAAAAAAAUAAGAUGGUUAUUUUGUUUUAAAGUACUGUAACAAGUGUAACCAGUUAAGAUGCAAGUAGACAAACUGCAGACUAAGUGAAGAUCAUUUGCUUUAAUAUGUAUUUAAGAUGGGCAUAGAAGUACUUUAUCAUCAACUCAUUAAUUUAAAUUGAAAAAGUAUGCCAUUGGAAUUAUUUUCUUCCUAAUAAGGAAUAGAAAAGUAUGUUUAUGUACUGUAUGUACACUUAUAUUUAACAGGAUUGUAUUAACUGUUUUAAUGUAACUUAAUCAUUGGCUGCACUACAAAUAACUGGACCAUUUUCUUGUCUGUAAAUGAUCUAUCCUCAGACAUUGGGCAAGAAAGAGGGUGACUUUGUCUAGUUUCUGUAACUGAUGUGUUCUGUAUCUAAAUAAAGAUUACAAAACAUCUU